Adelges cooleyi (spruce gall adelgid) is the source of this 747-nucleotide messenger RNA. RefSeq names its product testis-specific serine/threonine-protein kinase 2-like. The coding region runs from base 1 to 747 and encodes 248 amino acids. The record is from RefSeq and is a predicted model, not a curated record. Gene Ontology annotation, biological process: mitotic cell cycle; regulation of cytokinesis; protein phosphorylation. Gene Ontology annotation, cellular component: cytoplasm; centrosome; nucleus. Lineage: Eukaryota; Metazoa; Arthropoda; Insecta; Hemiptera; Adelgidae. Gene Ontology annotation, molecular function: protein kinase activity; ATP binding. The transcript has 2 exons.
AUGGAGUACGCGGAAAACGGGGACAUGUACACGUACUUGAAGAAGAUAACGCUGACAGAGGACCAGAUUCGUUCGUGGUUCCGACAGAUCCUGUGGGCUUUCAAGUACAUGCACGGGGUGGGCAUCGUCCACAGAGACGUCAAGUGUGAAAACAUACUGCUGACGGCCAAGUUGAACGUGCGAGUGGCCGACUUCGGGUUCACGAGGUUCGUGGGCCGCGGACGUCAUCCCGGCGCUGACACCAUAUGUGGCACGUUGGCAUACUCAUCGCCUGAGCUGGUGACGGCCACACGUCCUUAUAAUCCUGUUGCCGCAGAUAUAUGGGCCUUGGGAAUCGUGCUGUACGUAAUGGCCAAUAACGCUAUGCCUUUCCGGGACAAGAACAGGGAUGAGAUGUACAAGAAACAGAUGUUAAAACAAUAUAAAUUUCGAGACGUGGUGGACCGCAGCGAACAGCUCAAAGAAUUUGUAUCAACGUUUCUCGAACCCAACAUAGCUUUUCGAAUACAAAUAAAAAAGGCUCUACAAAAUCCAUGGUUAAAGAAAGGCAGUGAUAGAAUACCGUCUAACGUGCGGAGGGCAUUCGAAAUAGGAUCGUCCAAGAAGAGCUUCAUAAACAUUCCCAAUAUUACAGCAGCGACGUUGAAAGACAAAAUGGCUCUUCAUUAUCAACGAUCAGUUAUUAUCGAAUCCAAUAGCGUUUUUAACGAGGCGUUUUUGGAAGAAGACAUGGACGAAGAUUUAUAG